This is a messenger RNA of Postia placenta MAD-698-R-SB12, 525 nucleotides long. RefSeq lists its product as hypothetical. The transcript has 10 exons. The record is from RefSeq and is a predicted model, not a curated record. Lineage: Eukaryota; Fungi; Basidiomycota; Agaricomycetes; Polyporales; Adustoporiaceae. Bases 1 to 525 code for a protein of 174 amino acids.
AUGGCACCAGAAAUCCUUGGCGCUCCAGUUGCCAGCAAGAUACGUGAUGCCUAUGUAUUUCUUGCGCAGAAUUUCGAAGUAGGAGAUGAAAUCUGCCUCUUUGGAUUCUCUAGGGGCGCAUAUUCCGUGAGAAAGCUUGCGGGACUGAUUACCCGUGCAAAUUCAUCGCCACCGGUGCCAUCUCUCAACCAGUUCGAGAUUCAUUGUAUGAACCAUUGGCGUGAUACCCAGACACGAAUGGCCCCUCAAUGGAUUCGUGGGGAACUAGGCCUCGUGCCAUCAAAUGCUGUUAUAGGUGGCAGAGAACCGGAUGGUUCACCUUUGUACAUUGCCCGUGCUUCUUAUCAUGGAAUCCAUCCCGGAAAGGCGAGCUCGUAUUGCGUCUCUAUCAGUUAUGGUGGCCUCGAGCUCCAUAUGUCAUAUUCUCAGUUCGAUAUACUAGUUGCAGACGCUAGAUCCGUGGGAUGGAUCAAGGUCAAAGGGCGGCUCUCCCUCAAGAGUCUCGGGGCUACGCCUGUGAUGUGA